GCAGCGAAUAGUAGCGUCGUAUUGUAAAAAGCACUACAGUGUUAUGAUAUUUCAUAAGAGAAAGAGAAGUUAUAACUGUCGUACUUGAUUAUUGAACAAAUAAAUUUCUCGGUGAAAUAGAUUGGAUCAAGGUGUAUGUUUAGUUAUUGAAAGAAACGUGAUAAAUGUAAACAAAGUUUUAUUGAAGUUGAUUACAUUGAAUUUUGACUUUGUAAAAGAUAUUUACUUUAUUGAUAAAAAUUCCAUUAUUGUUUAUUAAUAUGGAAGCUGAAUCAUCAAAACACAUAUGUAAAAUACAAGCUGUUAAUCGCGCCCGUAAAAUACCAAGUGUAAAUUAUUUAUGGGAUAAAUCUACAGCAGUAUAUGGUCGUGUAAAAGAUACAAAUGUAUUUGUACAUUGGGCAUUUAACACUAUGGAGAACAUAGUUAAUACCAUGGUUGAAAAGUCAUUGCCAGUUGCUAAAUUAAUAGAAAAGCCUAUUUGUACACUUGAUAAGACAUUAUGUCAAGGAAUUGAUUAUGUAGAAGUAAAAUUACCCAUAAUAAAAGAAGAACCAAAGCAGAUAAUAAACCGGACUAAGUCUCUUGUAUCAGAACGUCUUAGACCAGCUGUUAAAACAUUCACAGAUUUAAAGAAGGGAACCAAACAUAGAGUUAAAGUUAUAAAGUUACACACUUAUUACAAAGUUCAUUAUUUAAGAAUGUAUAGUUGGCAGCAGGCAGAUAGAGUUAUGUCAACUGAAACAGGAAUUAGUAUUUUAAAAACUGUUGACAGUACCACUGAUUUCGUUGAAUUAAUAUUGGAUAAAUACUUACCUAUUCCUUCUGAUGAUUUUCACAAUAAUGAAACUGAAAAGUUAUGCAAUGAAGAUGCCAAACUUCAUCACACUGUUGGGAGAUUAAGUGAAUUUAGUUCUCGUACUUCAAAACGUAUUUACUUUGCUUUAAUGGAAUUGCAACAUAUUUAUAGAAUGGAAAUUCGUUUGUUGAUAUCAGAUAUUAUAUGUAUACUCUUAUUAUUCAAAUACGUACUGCAUGGUGUGUAAUAUAUAUAUAUGUAUGCAUGUAUGUAUGCAUGUAUGUAUGUAUGUAUAUAUAUACCACAUACUGUAUAUGAAAAUAUACUUAAUAUGCAGUAUAUUUAAAAUUGCAUUUAAGCAUUGUUGUGUACUUAUAAUAGUUUACAAUAAAAUAUCAAAUAAUUCUAUGAUAUAUUAA
Bombus impatiens (common eastern bumble bee) is the source of this 1218-nucleotide messenger RNA. It is a transcript of the gene Lsd-2, whose product is annotated as lipid storage droplets surface-binding protein 2. Lineage: Eukaryota; Metazoa; Arthropoda; Insecta; Hymenoptera; Apidae. Gene Ontology annotation, cellular component: lipid droplet; cytosol. The record is from RefSeq and is a predicted model, not a curated record. The transcript is spliced from 4 exons. The coding region runs from base 261 to 1046 and encodes 261 amino acids. Gene Ontology annotation, biological process: lipid storage; positive regulation of triglyceride storage.